Equus caballus (horse) is the source of this 13985-nucleotide messenger RNA. The record is from RefSeq and is a predicted model, not a curated record. Lineage: Eukaryota; Metazoa; Chordata; Mammalia; Perissodactyla; Equidae.
AACUGAGCUAAUAGGAGGAAUGAAAUAAUAAAAAUUAUUUAAUCCAGAAGAAGCCAAGAGAGGAAAAGAAAGGGAACCUAGAAGAGGCCAGGCAGAUAGAAAGGGUUUAAGAAGAUGAUAAUUUAAAUGCCAAUAUAUUAGUAAUUACGGGACAUGAAAUGGGCUAAAUGCUCUAGUUCAAAGGCAAAGAUUGUUGGAUGGAGUUUUAAAAUAUUACAGCCUGAGAGCCUGUCCACUGUGGGGCGUGAUGGAGGGUUGCUCAUUUGCUGCGCUGCCACUGGUCACUUGAGAAGGUUCCAGAAGUUCCAUGGCAGUUGGAGCCCCUCAGGGAAGGGAGCCGUUUGCUUUACUGGUCUGGGAAAGAGCUGCCCAUCAGUUUGUCCUGCUUGAGACUGGAGCAGCCGUUUGCCGUCAGGUGACCGCGGGUGGUGUAAGGAAACGUCAAGAUGACGAUUACACCAGAUGUCAGACUAGAGUAUUUGGAGGGAAUAGCUUCUCUCAUCCUGAAGUUCAAGCCGGACAAGUGGAGCAGGAUGAUUGGAAUGGAAGAGAACGUGGCCUUGUUCACCGAGUUCUUCGAGAAGCCGGAAGUCUCGGUCCUGGUGAUGACGCUCCAUCCCUCGGGCAUGAUCCUUCCCUGCCUGGGCUUCCCAGCGUCGCUCAAGUCCAAAGGAGUUUACUUCAUCAAGAAGAAACCUGAAAACAUCAGCAAGAGCGACUACAAGGACCGUUUCAUCUACGGGGACAUAAGCCCGGCACCUGUGGACCAGCUGAUUGCGAUCGUGGAGGAGGUCCUCUACUCUCUGUUGAACCAAAGUGAAAACAUGAGCGGAUGGCCCCGGGUGGUCUCCGAAGACAUUGUGAAGCAAGUCCACAAGCUGAAGAACGAAAUGUUCGUGAUGGGGGGCAAGAUCCGAGGGAAGACCCUGCUCCCCGUUCCAGAGCACCUGCGGAGCCUGCACGGCACGCGGGAGUCCAUGGAGAGGAUUCCCGCUUCCCUGGACAGCUCGCUGCUGCACGCCAUCGAAACCAUCAUCAUCGACUGGUCCCACCAGAUCAGAGACGUGCUGAGCAAGGACUCAGCCCAGGCCCUGCUGGACGGGCUGCACCCCCUGCCCCGAGUGGAGUUCGAGUUCUGGGACGCCCGGCUCAUGAACCUGCAGUGCAUCCAUGAGCAGCUAAAUAGGCCCAAAGUGAACAAAAUAGUUGAGAUCCUGGAAAAAGCCAAAAGCUGCUACUGGCCAGCCCUGCAGAACGUGUAUAUGAACAUCACUGAAGGGCUGAAGGAAGCCAACGAUAUUGUUCUGUAUCUGAAGCCGCUGCGGAUCUUGUUGGAGGAGAUGGAGCAGGCCGACUUCACGGUGCUCCCGACCUUCAUUGCCAAGGUGCUGUACACCAUCUGCUUUAUCUGGGCCACCUCCGAGCACUAUAACACACCCUCCAGGAUCAUCGUCAUCCUUCAGGAGUUCUGCAACCAGAUCAUCGAGAUGACACGAACUUUCCUGAGCCCAGACGAGGUGCUGAAAGGCCUGCAAGGGGAAAUCGAGGAGGUUCUGAGCGGCAUCUCCCUGGCUGUGAAUGUUCUCAAGGAGCUCUACCGCAUCUAUGACUUCUGCUGCGCCAACAUGAAGCUCUUCUUUAAGAAAAACAAGGAGCCGGUGCCUUGGGAAUUCCCUUCUUCCCUUGCAUUUUCCAGGAUGAAUUCCUUCUUCCAUCGCCUCCAGACCAUUGAGGUAAAGGUGGAAUUUGCUAUUGAGUUUCUGAAGCUAGAGAAAAUCGAGCUUGGGGGCGUGAGGGGGAACAUCCUGGGAAGCCUGGUCACGCACAUCUACGAUGAGGUCUUCGAGCUGGUGAAGGUUUUUGCUGACUGCAAAUAUGACCCCUUGGACCCUGGCGAUUUGAGUUUUGAUGACGAUUACGCUGAUUUUGAGACCAAAAUUCAAGAUCUGGAUAGGCGGCUGGCCACGAUCUUUUGCCAAGCGUUUGACGACUGCGGCUCCAUUGAGUCCUGCUCAAAGCUCCUGUACAUGUGUGGGGGCCUCUUGGAGCGGCCUCUGAUUCUUGCCGAGGUGGUACCCAGGUACUCAGUCAUGCUGGAGCUGUUUGAUGCUGAGCUGGACAACACCAAGGUCUUGUAUGAUGCCCAGAUUGCAGCCUCUGCAAACGGGAAUAUACCCCCAAUCCACAAAAACAUGCCCGCAGUGGCCGGGCAGCUCAAAUGGAGCCUGGAGCUGCAGGAGAGGCUGGAGACCCCCAUGAAGGACCUAAAGCAUGUAGAGCACCCGGUCAUGUCCAGCGUGGAGGCCAAGCUGACCUACCAGAAAUACGACGAGAUGAUGGAGCUGCUGAGAAGCUACCGAGAGAAGAUCUACCAGCAGUGGGUGGCAGGAGUGGACAAAGAUUGCCACUUCAACCUGGGGCAGCCCCUGAUACAGAGGGACCCCAUCACAAACCUCAUCCAGGUCAACUUCAGCAAAGCGUUGGUGGCUGUUCUGAGAGAAGUCAAGUACUUGAACUUCCAGGAACAAAAAGAGAUCCCAGGCAGCGCCGAGAAUCUGUUCUCGCAGCACGAAACCUUCCGGAAGUUUGUGGGCAACUUGGAGCUCAUCGUCGGCUGGUAUAAUGAGAUAAAGACCACUGUGAUGGACGUAGAAUUCCCACUAGUGAAGUCGGAGUUGGAAGCAAUCGAUGUGAAGUUACUGAGCGCUGAAACGACGUUGUUCUGGAACGGGGAAGGGGUGUUUGAAUAUAUUCAAGAGAUGCGAGAAAUUCUGUAUAACUUGCAGAACAGGAUGCAAAAAGCAAAGCAGAAUAUAGAUGGAAUUUCCCAGGCCAUGAAGGAUUGGUCUGCCAACCCAAUGUUUGAGAGAAAGGACAACAAGAAAGAGGCUCUGUUGGACUUGGAUGGAAGGAUGCUCAAUCUCAACAGACGCUACGCUGCGGUCAAGGAUGCUGGCCAGAAGAUCCAAGCCAUGGUUGCAGAGAACGCAGAGCUGUUCAGAGCGGACACAGCGAGCUACUCCUGGAAAGACUACGUCAACCACAUCGACGGCAUGGUCUUGGAGGAAUUUGACCACUUCAUCCGCAAAUCCCUGAACUACCUGAUAGACAACAUGGUUACAGAUGAGAGUGUGGCACCGCUGUUUGAGGUCCGCAUGGAGCUGGAAGAGGAUGGGCUGGUCUUCAGUCCGUCCCUGGAGAUGGGUGGGACCCGUGGCUUCCUGGCGCUGAUCGAGAGCCUGAUCAAUGACAUCUACAAUGUCGCCAAGCUCAUCCCCCGACUGGCCAAGGGCAGAAUGAGCUACAAGACGGACCUGGAAGACGUUACUGACCUGAUAGAGAUGAGGGAGGAGGUGUCCAACCUGGUUAUCACUGCCAUGAAGGCGGCCGAGGAGUACCAGGACUCCUUCGAGAGGUACUCCUAUCUCUGGACGGACGACCCCCAGGAGUUCAUGAAGAACUUCCUGAUCUACGGGCGUGCGGUCACCCCGGAGGACUUGGACGGCCGGGCCGAAAUGUCCCUUCCCAAGACCCCACCCACGCUCGCCCAGUUCCAGCAGCAGAUCGACUCGUAUGAGAAGCUGUACGAGGAGGUGUCCAGGAGCGAGAACACCAAGGUGUUCAGCGGCUGGCUGCAGGGCGACUGCCGCCCCUUCAAGCAGGCCCUCCUGAGCACCGUCAAGCGCUGGAGCUUCAUGUUCAAGCGACACCUGAGCAACCACGUCAUCAACAGCCUCGCCGACCUGGAAGCCUUCAUGAAAGUUGCCAGGACUGGCCUAACGAAGCCCCUCAAGGAGGGGGACUAUGACGGCCUUGUGGAGGUUAUGGGCCAUCUGAUGAAGGUCAAGGAGAGGCAGGCGGCGACUGACUCCAUGUUUGAACCCCUGAAGCAGACCAUCGAGCUGCUCAAGACCUACGGGGAGGAGAUCCCCGAGGAAACGCACGCGAAGCUGCAGGAACUGCCAGAGCAGUGGACAAACACCAAGAAACUGGCCAUCCAGGUGAAGCAGAACGUGGCGCCCCUCCAGGCCAACGAGGUCAACAUCCUGAGGCGGAAGUGCCAGCAAUUCGAGCUGAAGCAGCACGAGUUCAGAGAGAAGUUCAGGCGAGAAGCCCCCUUCUCCUUCAGUGACCCCGACCCCUACAAGUCCCUGAACAAGCAACAAAAGAGCAUCGCGGCCAUGGAGGGCAUCAUGGAGGCGCUGUGCAAGUCUGGGAGCCUGUUCGAGGUCACAGUCCCAGAUUACAAGCAGCUCAAAGCUUGUCACAAAGAGGUCCGCCUGCUGAAGGAGCUCUGGGACAUGAUCGUCAUGGUAAAUACCAGCAUCGACGACUGGAAGACCACCAAGUGGAAAAACAUCAAUGUUGAGCAGAUGGACAUAGAUUGUAAGAAGUUUGCCAAAGAUGUGAGGUCUUUGGACAAGGAGAUGAAAUCCUGGGAUGCCUUCGUGGGGCUGGACAACACGGUGAAGAACAUGAUCACGUCCCUGCGCGCCGUGAGCGAGCUGCAGAACCCCGCCAUCCGGGACCGCCACUGGCAACAACUCAUGCAGGCCACACAGGUGAAAUUUGAAAUGUCAGAUGAGACCACCCUGGCGGAUUUACUCCAGCUGAACCUACACAACUACGAGGAUGAGGUCCGAAAUAUCGUGGACAAAGCUGUGAAGGAGUCCGGGAUGGAGAAGGUGCUGAAAGCCCUGGAUAGUACCUGGUCCACCAUGGAGUUUGAGCACGAGCCGCACCCGCGAACGGGCACCAUGAUGCUCAAGUCAGACGAGGUGCUGGUGGAGACGCUGGAGGACAACCAGGUGCAGCUGCAGAACCUGAUGAUGUCCAAGUACCUGUCCCACUUCCUGAAGGAGGUGACGAGCUGGCAGCAGAAACUGUCCACGGCAGACUCGGUCAUCUCCAUCUGGUUUGAGGUCCAAAGAACCUGGAGCCACCUGGAGAGCAUCUUCAUUGGCUCUGAAGACAUCCGUGCCCAGCUGCCGGAGGACUCCAAGCGCUUUGACGAAAUCGACCUGGAAUUCAAGGCCUUGAUGGCAGAUGCAGUGAAAACGCCAAACGUGGUGGAAGCCACCAACAAACCGGGUCUCUACAACAAACUCGAGCACCUGAAGAAGAACUUGGCCGUGUGUGAAAAGGCCUUGGCGGAAUAUCUAGAGACAAAAAGACUGGCUUUCCCAAGAUUCUACUUCGUCUCCUCGGCUGACCUCCUGGACAUUCUCUCCAAUGGGAAUGACCCCGUGGAGGUGAGCCGCCACCUGUCCAAGCUCUUCGACAGCCUGUGUAAACUGAAGUUCCGACUCGAUGCCAGUGGGAAGCCUCUCAAAUUCGGCCUGGGCAUGUACAGCAAGGAGGACGAGUAUGUGGAUUUUGAUCGAGAGUGUGACCUCUCAGGGCAGGUAGAGGUCUGGCUGAACCGGGUGCUGGACCGAAUGUGCGCCACGCUCCGACACGAGAUCCCGGAAGCCGUGGUGACGUACGAGGAGAAGCCGAGGGAGCAGUGGAUCUUUGACUACCCAGCCCAGAUUGCGCUCACGUGCACUCAGAUCUGGUGGACCACCGAGGUGGGCCUGGCGUUUUCCAGGCUGGAGGAAGGCUACGAAAAUGCCAUCAAAGACUACAACAAAAAGCAGAUCAGUCAGCUGAAUGCGCUCAUCACCCUGCUCAUCGGAAACCUCAGUGCAGGCGACAGGAUGAAGAUCAUGACCAUCUGCACCAUCGACGUGCACGCCCGGGACGUGGUAGCCAAAAUGAUCCUGGCCAAGGUGGAGAGCUCCCAGGCCUUCACCUGGCAGUCCCAGCUGCGGCAUCGCUGGGACGAGGAGAAACACCACUGCUUUGCCAACAUCUGUGAUGCCCAAAUCCAGUAUUCGUAUGAGUACCUGGGCAAUACGCCGCGGCUGGUCAUCACCCCGCUCACCGACAGGUGCUACAUAACCUUGACCCAGUCCCUCCACCUGAUCAUGGGCGGAGCGCCCGCUGGCCCCGCUGGGACCGGCAAGACAGAGACAACCAAGGACCUGGGCAGAGCCCUGGGCACCAUGGUGUACGUCUUCAACUGUUCCGAGCAGAUGGACUACAAGUCCUGUGGAAACAUCUACAAGGGCCUAGCGCAAACUGGGGCCUGGGGCUGCUUCGAUGAGUUUAACCGGAUCUCGGUGGAAGUCCUGUCCGUGAUUGCCGUCCAGGUAAAGUGUGUCCAAGAUGCAAUUCGGGCCAAGAAAAAGACUUUUAAUUUCCUGGGAGAGACAAUAAGUCUCAUCCCCACGGUCGGCAUCUUCAUCACCAUGAACCCUGGGUACGCGGGACGCACGGAGCUGCCCGAGAACUUAAAGGCCUUAUUCCGGCCCUGUGCUAUGGUGGUCCCCGACUUUGAGCUGAUAUGCGAGAUCAUGCUGGUGGCCGAGGGCUUUCUGGAAGCCCGCCUGCUGGCCAGGAAGUUCAUCACACUCUACACCUUGUGCAAAGAGCUGCUCUCGAAGCAGGAUCAUUAUGACUGGGGCUUGCGAGCCAUCAAGUCCGUGCUGGUGGUGGCUGGCUCCCUGAAGAGGGGCGACCCCAGCCGGGCAGAGGACCAGGUGCUCAUGAGGGCACUGAGGGACUUCAACAUCCCCAAGAUCGUGACCGACGACCUGCCCGUGUUCAUGGGGCUGAUCGGGGACCUCUUCCCAGCCCUGGACGUGCCUCGGAAACGGGACCUGAACUUUGAAAAGAUCAUCAAGCAGAGCGUUGUGGAGCUCAAGCUGCAGGCAGAGGACAGCUUCGUGCUGAAGGUCGUGCAGCUGGAGGAGCUGUUGCAGGUCCGGCACUCCGUGUUCGUCAUCGGGAACGCAGGCAGCGGCAAGUCUCAGGUCCUCAGGUCGCUCAACAAGACCUAUCAGAACCUGAAGAGGAAGCCGGUCGCCGUGGACCUGGACCCCAAGGCCGUCACCUGCGACGAGCUCUUUGGCAUCAUCAACCCGGCGACCAGGGAAUGGAAAGACGGCCUUUUCUCCACCAUAAUGCGGGACCUGGCCAACAUCACUCACGAUGGCCCCAAGUGGAUCGUCCUGGAUGGGGACAUAGACCCCAUGUGGAUUGAAUCUCUCAACACUGUCAUGGAUGACAACAAGGUCCUCACCCUGGCCAGCAACGAGCGGAUCCCCCUGAACCGCACCAUGAGGCUGGUGUUCGAGAUCAGCCACCUGAGGACAGCCACCCCGGCCACCGUCUCCAGAGCUGGCAUCCUCUACAUCAACCCUGCUGACCUAGGCUGGAACCCGGUGGUGAGCAGCUGGAUUGAGAGGCGCAAGGUGCAGUCGGAGAAGGCCAACCUGAUGAUCCUCUUCGACAAGUACCUGCCCACGUGCCUAGACAAGCUGCGCUUUGGGUUCAAGAAGAUCACGCCGGUGCCCGAGGUCACGGUCGUCCAGAUGAUCCUGUACCUGCUCGAGUGCCUGCUCACGGAGAAGAACGCGCCGCCCGACUCCCCCAAGGAGCUCUACGAGCUCUACUUCGUGUUCGCCUGCUUCUGGGCCUUCGGCGGCGCCAUGUUCCAGGACCAGCUCAUAGAUUAUCGAGUCGAGUUCAGCAGAUGGUGGAUCAACGAGUUUAAAACGAUCAAGUUCCCCUCGCAGGGGACCAUCUUUGACUACUACAUAGACCCUGACACCAAAAAGUUCCUGCCGUGGACGGACAAAGUGCCCGCCUUCGAGCUGGACCCCGACGUCCCACUGCAGGCCUCUCUGGUGCACACCAUCGAGACCAUCCGCAUCCGCUACUUCAUGGACUUACUCAUGGAGAAGUCGUGGCCGGUGAUGCUGGUGGGGAAUGCGGGCACGGGCAAGUCGGUGCUGAUGGGAGACAAGCUGGACAGCCUGGACAGCGACAGCUACCUGGUGCAGGCUGUGCCCUUCAACUUCUACACCACCUCAGCCAUGCUGCAGGGGGUUCUGGAGAAGCCGCUGGAGAAGAAGUCAGGGAGGAACUAUGGGCCACCAGGCACCAAGAAGCUAAUCUACUUCAUCGACGACAUGAACAUGCCGGAGGUGGACAAGUACGGGACGGUGGCCCCCCACACACUCAUCCGGCAGCACAUGGACCAUGGGCACUGGUAUGACAGACAGAAGCUGACACUGAAAGAUGUCCAUAACUGCCAGUAUGUGGCGUGCAUGAAUCCCACUUCUGGAUCCUUCACCAUCGACCCCAGGCUUCAGCGCCACUUCUGCGUGUUUGCCGUGAGCUUCCCGGGCCAGGAGGCCCUCGCGACCAUCUACAACACGAUCCUGUCCCAGCACCUGGCCUUUCGCUCGGUCCCCAUGGUGGUUCAGAGGAUGAGCAACCAGCUGGUGGCCUCGGCCCUGGCCCUGCAUCAGAAGGUCACAACGACAUUUCUUCCUACCGCCAUUAAGUUUCACUAUGUCUUCAACCUCAGGGACCUCUCCAAUAUUUUCCAGGGCCUCUUAUUCUCCACAGCAGAGGUCCUGAAAACCCCGCUUGACCUCGUUCGCCUCUGGCUGCAUGAAGCUGAAAGAGUGUACGGUGACAAAAUGGUUGAGGAAAAAGACCAGGAAAUAUUGCGCAGAAUCACCAUUGCUUCCACCAAGAAAUUCUUUGAUGAUCUUGGCGAUGAGCUCUUAUUUGCCAAACCAAAUAUCUUCUGCCACUUUGCUCAAGGGAUCGGCGAUCCCAAAUACUUCUCGGUAACUGACACGGCUCACCUGAACAAGCUCCUAGUGGACGUCCUGGACAGUUACAACGAAGUCAAUGCGGUCAUGAACUUGGUGCUGUUUGAAGACGCCGUGGCUCACAUCUGCAGGAUCAAUCGCAUCCUGGAGUCUCCCCGGGGUAACGCCCUGCUGGUGGGGGUGGGCGGCAGCGGCAAGCAGAGCCUCUCGCGCCUGGCCGCGUACAUCAGCGCCCUGGAUGUGUUUCAGAUCACCCUCAAGAAGGGCUACGGGAUCCCGGACCUCAAGCUUGACCUGGCGGCGCAGUACAUGAAGUCGGCUGUGAAGAACGUCCCCUCCGUGUUCCUGAUGACGGACUCCCAGGUGGCGGAGGAGCAGUUUCUGGUGCUGAUCAACGACCUGCUGGCCUCGGGGGAGAUCCCAGGGCUGUUCCUGGAGGACGAGGUGGAGAACAUCAUUUCCUCCAUGCGACCGCAAGUGAAGUCCCUCGGCAUGGCCGACACUCGGGAAGCGUGCUGGAAAUUCUUCAUCGAAAAAGUGCGCAGGCAGCUCAAGGUGAUUCUGUGUUUCUCUCCCGUGGGCUCUGUCCUACGUGUUCGAGCAAGAAAAUUCCCUGCCGUGGUCAACUGCACGGCCAUCGACUGGUUCCACGAGUGGCCGGAAGAUGCCCUGGUGUCGGUCAGCGCCCGCUUCCUGGAGGAGACGGAGGGCAUUCGGCCAGAAGUCAAGACCUCCAUCAGCCUGUUCAUGUCCUACGUGCACACGACCGUCAACGAGAUGUCCAAGGUGUACCUGGCCACCGAGCGGCGCUACAACUACACCACGCCCAAGACGUUUCUGGAGCAGAUCAAGCUCUACCAGAACCUGCUGGCCAAGAAGAGGAUGGAGCUGGUCGCCAAAAUCGAGAGGCUGGAAAACGGCCUGAUGAAACUGCAGAGCACAGCUUCUCAGGUGGAUGAUUUAAAAGCCAAGCUGGCGAUUCAGGAGACUGAGCUCAAGCAGAAAAAUGAGAAUGCGGACAAGCUGAUCCACGUGGUGGGUGUGGAAACCGAGAAAGUCAGCAAAGAGAAAGCCAUUGCUGACGAGGAAGAGAUCAAGGUGGAGGUCAUCAACAAGAAUGUCACUGAGAAACAAAAGGCCUGUGAAACGGACCUGGCCAAGGCAGAGCCGGCCCUGCUGGCCGCGCAGGAAGCUCUUGACACUCUGAACAAGAACAACCUGACAGAGCUGAAGUCCUUCGGGUCCCCCCCGGAUGCCGUGGUCAACGUCACGGCCGCCGUCAUGAUCCUCACUGCGCCCGGGGGCAAGAUCCCCAAGGACAAGAGCUGGAAAGCUGCGAAAAUCAUGAUGGGCAAAGUGGACACCUUCCUGGACUCCUUGAAAAAGUUCGACAAGGAGCACAUCCCUGAGGCCUGCCUGAAAGCGUUUAAGCCCUACCAAGGCAACCCGACGUUUGACCCCGAGUUCAUCCGCUCCAAGUCCACGGCCGCCGCGGGCCUCUGCUCCUGGUGCAUCAACAUCGUCCGCUUCUAUGAGGUGUACUGCGAUGUGGCCCCCAAGAGGCAGGCCCUGGAGGAGGCGAACGCAGAGCUGGCUGAGGCGCAGGAGAAGCUCUCUCGCAUCAAAAACAAGAUCGCUGAACUCAACGCCAACCUGAGCAACUUAACGUCGGCAUUUGAAAAAGCGACAGCUGAGAAAAUCAAGUGCCAACAGGAGGCCGAUGCCACCAACAGGGUGAUCUCGCUGGCCAACAGGCUGGUAGGAGGACUGGCGUCAGAAAAUGUCCGCUGGGCUGAAUCGGUGGAGAACUUCAAAAGCCAGGGGAUCACUCUGUGUGGGGACGUCCUGCUGAUUUCUGCCUUUGUCUCCUACGUGGGCUACUUCACCAAGAAAUACCGAAAUGAGCUGAUGGAUAAAUUUUGGAUCCCUUAUAUAAAUAAACUAAAGGUCCCCAUCCCGAUCACGGAGGGUCUGGAUCCCUUGAGUCUGCUGACCGAUGAUGCAGACGUGGCCACUUGGAACAACCAGGGCCUCCCCAGUGACCGCAUGUCCACUGAGAACGCCACCAUCCUGUGCAACACGGAGCGCUGGCCCCUCAUCGUGGACGCCCAGCUGCAAGGCAUCAAGUGGAUCAAAAACAAAUACGGCGAGGAGCUGAAAGCCAUCCGCCUGGGACAGAAGAGCUACCUGGACAUCAUCGAGCAGGCCAUUUCAGAAGGGGACAUCUUGCUCAUCGAGAACAUUGGCGAAACUGUGGACCCCGUGCUGGACCCUCUACUGGGCAGGAACACAAUUAAAAAGGGAAAGUUCAUUAAGAUCGGCGACAAGGAGGUGGAGUACCACCCCAAGUUCCGCCUGAUCCUGCACACCAAGUACUUCAACCCCCACUACAAGCCCGAGAUGCAGGCCCAGUGCACCCUGAUCAACUUCCUGGUCACCAGGGACGGGCUUGAGGACCAGCUCCUGGCCGCCGUGGUGGCCAAAGAGCGCCCGGACCUUGAGCAGCUGAAGGCGAACCUCACCAAGUCCCAAAACGAGUUUAAGAUUGUACUGAAAGAGCUGGAAGACUCUCUGCUGGCCCGUCUGUCGGCCGCAUCGGGGAACUUUCUGGGAGACACUGCCUUGGUGGAGAACCUGGAGACCACCAAACACACGGCCAGCGAGAUCGAGGAGAAGGUGCAAGAGGCGAAAAUCACCGAAGUGAAAAUCAAUGAGGCGAGAGAGAACUACCGGCCGGCUGCGGAGAGGGCGUCCCUACUGUACUUCAUCCUGAACGACCUCAGCAAGAUCAACCCCAUCUACCAGUUCUCGCUCAAGGCCUUCAACGUGGUGUUUGAGAAGGCCAUCCAGAGGACCAUCCCCGCCGAGGAAGUGAAACAGCGCGUGAUCAACCUGACGGACGAGAUCACCUAUUCCGUCUACAUGUACACGGCCCGCGGGCUCUUCGAGCGAGACAAACUCAUCUUCCUGGCACAGGUUACGUUUCAGGUCUUGUCCAUGAAGAAGGAGCUGAACCCAGUCGAGCUGGAUUUCCUCCUGCGGUUCCCUUUCAAGGCCGGGGUCGUGUCGCCAGUGGACUUCCUGCAGCACCAGGGAUGGGGAGGCAUCAAGGCCCUCUCGGAGAUGGAUGAGUUCAAAAACCUGGAUAAUGACAUUGAGGGAUCGGCCAAGCGGUGGAAGAAGCUUGUGGAGUCGGAAGCCCCAGAGAAGGAAAUCUUCCCCAAGGAGUGGAAGAACAAGACGGCUUUGCAGAAGCUCUGCAUGGUGAGGUGCAUGAGGCCGGACCGCAUGACCUACGCCGUCAAGAACUUCGUGGAGGAGAAGAUGGGCAGCAAGUUUGUGGAGGGCCGGAGCGUUGAGUUUUCCAAGUCCUACGAGGAGAGCAGCCCCUCCACUCCAAUCUUCUUCAUCCUUUCCCCGGGAGUUGACCCCUUGAAAGACGUGGAAGCCCUGGGGAAAAAAUUGGGAUUUACCAUAGACAAUGGGAAACUCCACAACGUGUCCCUGGGGCAGGGACAGGAGGUGGUGGCUGAGAAUGCUCUGGAUGUGGCUGCAGAGAGGGGACACUGGGUCAUUCUGCAGAACAUCCACCUGGUGGCCCGGUGGCUAAGCACCCUGGACAAGAAGGUGGAGCGGUACAGCACAGGCAGCCAUGAGGACUACCGCGUGUUCAUCAGCGCCGAGCCCGCCCCCAGCCCCGAGUCCCACAUCAUCCCCCAGGGUAUCCUGGAGAACGCCAUCAAAAUCACCAACGAGCCGCCCACGGGCAUGUACGCCAACCUGCACAAGGCCCUGGACCUCUUCACCCAGGACACCCUGGAGAUGUGCACCAAGGAGAUCGAGUUCAAGUGCAUUCUCUUCGCCCUGUGCUACUUCCAUGCUGUGGUGGCCGAGCGGCGCAAGUUUGGGGCCCAGGGCUGGAACAGGUCGUACCCCUUCAACAACGGAGACCUCACCAUCUCCAUCAACGUGCUCUACAACUACCUGGAGGCCAACACCAAGGUGCCCUGGGACGACCUCCGCUACCUCUUUGGGGAAAUCAUGUACGGCGGCCACAUCACGGAUGACUGGGACCGCCGGCUCUGCAGGACGUACCUGGCGGAGUACAUCCGGGCUGAGAUGCUGGAGGGAGAGAUCCUGCUGGCCCCGGGGUUUCAGAUACCCCCCAACCUGGAUUACAAGAGCUACCACGAAUACAUCGACGAGAACCUGCCCCCCGAGAGUCCCUACCUGUACGGCCUGCACCCCAACGCAGAGAUUGGCUUUUUGACGGUCACCUCAGAGAAGCUGUUCCGCACUGUCCUGGAAAUGCAGCCCAAAGAGACCGACUCGGGAGCAGGCACAGGAGUCUCUCGCGAGGAGAAGGUGAAGGCUGUGCUGGACGAGAUCCUAGAGAAGAUCCCGGAAACGUUCAACAUGGCCGAGAUCAUGGCGAAAGCAGCUGAAAAGACCCCCUACGUGGUAGUCGCCUUUCAAGAAUGUGAAAGAAUGAACAUCCUAACCAACGAAAUGCGCCGUUCACUGAAGGAGCUGAACCUGGGGCUGAAGGGGGAACUGACCAUCACGACCGACAUGGAAGACCUGUCCACGGCUUUGUUCUACGACACUGUGCCCGAUACGUGGGUGGCCCGGGCCUAUCCCUCCAUGAUGGGCCUAGCGGCCUGGUAUGCUGACCUGCUGCUCCGCAUCAGGGAGCUCGAGGCCUGGACAACAGACUUUGCCCUGCCCACCACCGUGUGGCUGGCCGGCUUCUUCAACCCCCAGUCCUUCCUCACCGCCAUCAUGCAGUCCAUGGCCAGGAAGAAUGAGUGGCCGCUGGACAAGAUGUGUCUGUCUGUGGAAGUGACCAAGAAGAACCGGGAGGACAUGACUGCUCCCCCCAGAGAGGGCUCCUAUGUGUACGGGCUCUUCAUGGAAGGAGCCCGCUGGGACACCCAGACCGGAGUCAUCGCUGAAGCUCGGCUAAAAGAGCUGACGCCAGCCAUGCCCGUCAUCUUCAUCAAGGCCAUUCCUGUGGACCGCAUGGAGACCAAGAACAUAUAUGAGUGUCCUGUGUACAAAACACGCAUCCGAGGCCCCACCUACGUCUGGACCUUUAACCUGAAGACCAAAGAGAAGGCAGCAAAGUGGAUCCUGGCAGCUGUGGCACUGCUCUUGCAGGUCUAGCUCGCUCCCUGGGUCCUGCCUCAAGGCCCAGGCUCCCCUGGGCCAGAUCCUACCACAGCUUCCAAUUUACAGUUAGAAACCCAGCUUUGCAAUUAUCACUUAUUUUUACAGGAACUCAUAGUUGCUUUUUGUUCUCCUAAAUCAUCA